UUUGCUAAUCCCUUUAAAUACUACUCUAAAACAAGUGGUGAUUUUGUAGUUAAGCUUUGAGCUGUCAGAAGCCUUGUGAAUGACUUUAUAAAGUCAGUAAUGAUUGAUUCAGACUUUCAUUUUUGCCCAUAUUUUCAGUGGAAAUGCUUGAGGAGAAAUGCCACUCAUCACUUCUUUCAUUCUGGGAGACCAGACACAGGGGUUUCCUCUUGUCAUUCUCUCAGAUUAGCACAAACUUUGCAAGAAAUCUCCUCGUCUCUUUCGUUUGUGAACAUUGUGCUGUUACCUCUGUGUGAACAGGUUUUAAGUCCUGCGGACAGGGUUCCACACAAUCCAUCUCUUUGCACUCAUUCUUUCUCAGUCAAAACUAGCCCCCUGCACAUCAGGAAGGCUUGGACUUGCACAGCCAGGCAGUGACAGACCUGGUGCAAAACAUUCUUUUCCAUUACUUAGCUUCCUAGGUGCUGUUCGUGGCAUUCGUCUGUCUUUCAGUAGUUUCGUGUUAAAGCAGGAGUUGCACUUACUACUUGAGCAGGGUGCUAGUGAAGCCUUGUGCCGUUCCUGUGUAAUCUGUUUCAUUUUUCCACUUUACAUAGUUUGCAGUUGGGUACCAGAGGCUAAAGGGAAAGAGCUGCCUGUUCCCGUUUGGCCUGCACUGCACUGGGAUGCCUAUAAAGAAAAUGCUUCCUGUAAAGCCCUUCCUGCUAUGGCAGGAGUCUUGAAGUCACAGGAUCCCCUAGAAGCUGACGCGGGAAAAAGUUUGAAGCAUUGUUGUGAAAUGCAAAGUGUUACCAGUAAAAGCUCUCCCUAGCUGUGAUUGAGCAGGGUGCUAGUGCUCAGCUGCCCCAGGAAGGUGCUGAUUGCCAAUGACUCUGCUUAGGCCUGUGCAGAUAAGCUAAAAAGAGAAAUGGAAUUGUAUGGCUGCCCACCUGAAUUUCCUGAUGAGGAGGAGGAAGAGGAAGAAAAUUCUGCUAAAAAAGAAGAAGAAAUUGUCAUCAAAGACAAAGCAAAAGGCAAAAAGAGUAAGGCUGCUGCCAAGUCUGGCUCUUCCAAAUACCAGUGGGGAAUCAUGAAGUCUUUGGGACUUUCUGAUGAAGAAGUAGUGAGUUUUUCUGAAGCUGAGCAUUGGCUGGAUUAUUUCCCUCCCCUUGCUGUCCAGGACCUGAAAAGCAUGGGAUUGAAGGUGGAUUGGAGGCGUUCUUUCAUCACCACAGACGUUAACCCGUAUUAUGAUGCCUUUGUACGAUGGCAGUUCCUUACGCUGAAGGAAAGAAAUAAGAUUAAGUUUGGGAAACGAUACACAAUUUAUUCUCCAAAAGAUGGACAGCCUUGCAUGGAUCAUGACAGGCAAACAGGAGAGGGUGUCGGGCCUCAAGAAUACACACUAAUAAAAAUGAAGGUAUUAGAUCCUUAUCCCGCAAAACUAAGUGGCCUAAGAGGAAAAAAUAUCUUCUUGGUGGCUGCUACACUCAGACCAGAGACCAUGUUUGGACAGACCAACUGCUGGGUUUGCCCAGAUAUGAAGUACAUCGGCUUUGAAACUGUGACUGGGGAUAUUUUUAUCUGUACCCAAAGAGCUGCCAGGAACAUGUCCUACCAGGGCUUCACAAAGGAUAACGGAGUUGUACCUGUGGUCAAGGAGCUGAUGGGAGAAGAGAUUCUUGGCGCUGCACUUUCAGCCCCUCUCACCACCUACAAAGUUGUAUAUGUUCUGCCCAUGCUCACAAUCAAGGAAGAUAAAGGCACUGGAGUGGUCACAAGUGUUCCCUCCGAUUCUCCGGAUGACAUUGCAGCCCUGAGAGAUCUGAAAAAGAAGCAGGCUCUGAGGGUGAAGUAUGGCAUCAAAGAUGAAAUGGUGCUGCCGUUUGAACCGGUGCCCAUCAUUGAAAUGCCGGGCUAUGGCAACCUUUGUGCUCCGUUAGUCUGUGAUGAGCUCAAAAUCCAGAGCCAGAAUGACAGAGAGAAGCUUGCUGAGGCCAAGGAGAGAAUGUACCUGAAAGCAUUUUAUGAGGGAGUAAUGUUGGUGGAUGGAUUCAAAGGACAGAAAGUUCAAGAUGUCAAGAAGCUUGUUCAGAAGAUGAUGGUGGAUAAUGGUGAAGCCAUGAUUUAUAUGGAACCUGAGAAACAAGUCAUGUCGAGGUCUGCUGAUGAAUGCGUCGUGGCCCUUUGUGAUCAGUGGUAUUUAGAUUAUGGUGAAGUGAACUGGAAGAAACAGGCAUCAGAGUGCUUGAAACAUCUGGAGACGUUUUGUGAAGAGACAAGGAGAAACUUUGAAGCUACUUUAGGCUGGCUACAAGAGCAUGCGUGCUCCAGGACAUAUGGCUUAGGUACCCGGUUACCUUGGGAUGAGCAGUGGCUGAUAGAGUCUCUCUCUGACUCAACUAUCUACAUGGCCUAUUACACAGUGGCUCAUCUGUUACAAGGAGGUAACCUGAGGGGCCAGGGAGAAUCUCCUCUAGGCAUCCGGGCACAUCAAAUGAGCAAAGAAGUCUGGGAUUACAUCUUCUUCAAGGCAGCUCCGUUUCCUAAAACAGAGAUUCCAAAAGAGAAGUUGGACAAGCUAAAGGAGGAGUUUGAAUUUUGGUAUCCUGUGGAUCUCAGAGUUUCUGGCAAAGAUCUUGUUCCAAAUCAUCUCUCGUACUACCUCUAUAAUCACGUGGCCAUGUGGUCAGAUCAAAGAGAAAAAUGGCCAGUAGCUGUGAGAGCAAAUGGACAUCUCCUUCUCAAUUCUGAAAAGAUGUCUAAAUCUACAGGCAACUUUCUCACCCUGACUCAGGCUCUUGACAAGUUUUCUGCAGAUGGCAUGCGUUUAGCCUUGGCUGAUGCUGGUGACACUGUUGAAGAUGCCAACUUUGUGGAAGCCAUGGCAGAUGCUGGUAUUCUUCGUCUCUACACAUGGGUGGAGUGGGUAAAGGAGAUGAUUGCAAACAGAGACAGUCUGAGAAGCGGUCCUGCCAACACCUUCAAUGACAAAGUCUUUGCCAGUGAAAUGAAUGCUGGCAUAACGAAGACAGACCAAAAUUAUGAGAAGAUGAUGUUUAAGGAAGCUCUGAAAACUGGCUUGUUUGAAUUCCAGGCGGCAAAGGAUAAAUACCGUGAGCUGGCGAUAGAAGGGAUGCACAGAGAGCUGGUGUUUCGGUUUAUUGAGGUUCAGACGCUGCUCUUGGCUCCUAUUUGUCCCCACUUGUGUGAGCACAUCUGGUCGCUUCUGGGAAAGCCUGAUUCCAUCAUGAGAGCCUCAUGGCCGACAGCAGGUCCUGUGGAUGAGGUAUUGAUUCGCUCAUCCCAGUACCUGAUGGAAGCAGCUCAUGACCUCCGACUCCGCCUCAAGAACUACAUGGCACCUGUGAAAGGAAAGAAAAGCGCUAAAGAACCUUCCCAGAAGCCUUCUCACUGCACCAUCUACGUGGCAAAGAGCUACCCGCCCUGGCAGCACACCACCUUGUCAGUUCUGCGCAAGCACUACCAGGUCAGUGGAGGUCAACUGCCAGAUAAUAAAGUAAUUGCCAGUGAGUUGAACACCUUGCCAGAGCUGAAGAAGUACAUGAAGAAGGUUAUGCCUUUUGUCGCCAUGAUUAAGGAGAACCUGGAGAAGAACGGCUCACAUGUUCUCGAUCUGGAGCUGGAGUUCGAUGAGCGUGCAGUGCUCAUGGAGAAUAUUGUCUAUCUGACAAAUUCCCUGGAGCUUGAUCACAUCGAAGUGAAAUUUGCUUCUGAAGCAGAAGAUAAAAUAAAAGAAGACUGCUGUCCUGGAAAACCAUUUUCCAUAUUCAGAACUGAGCCCAGCGUGUCUGUGUUCCUGGUGAACCCUCAACCAUCAAACGGCCACUUCUCUACAAAAAUUGAAAUCAGGCAAGGGGACAACAGGGAGACGGUGAUCAGGCGCCUGAUGAAGAUGGACAGAGGGAUCAAAGAUCUCUCUAAAGUGAAGCUGAUGAGGUUUGAUGAUCCUGUGCUUGGCCCCCGGCGUGUUCCAGUCCUUGGCAAGGAGGAAGCAGAGAAAACACCUAUUCUGGAGCAGGCCAUCUUCCACAUCGACCUGGGCGAGCACCGCGUUCGCCUCUCCGAGAACGGCCUCAUGAAGGACAUUGGGGACACCAUCGUUUACCUUGUCCACUGAGCUGGCGCGUCCUGGGGUGACUCUGAGCAUCUGUAAUGAGCGAAGAUGGGAAUUUGUUCUGUAAAAAACAAAGCCUCACUCUGCAUGCAGGCUCACCCCAUCUCUUUUAAACACGGAUAAAAUAAAACUAUUUUCCUCUGGC
Strigops habroptila (Kakapo) is the source of this 4262-nucleotide messenger RNA. RefSeq names its product leucyl-tRNA synthetase 1 (gene LARS1). Gene Ontology annotation, molecular function: aminoacyl-tRNA deacylase activity; ATP binding; leucine-tRNA ligase activity. Bases 908 to 4120 code for a protein of 1070 amino acids. NCBI's taxonomy places the organism in Eukaryota, Metazoa, Chordata, Aves, Psittaciformes, Psittacidae. The transcript is spliced from 29 exons. Gene Ontology annotation, biological process: leucyl-tRNA aminoacylation. The record is from RefSeq and is a predicted model, not a curated record.